CAAGGACUCUCUGGGGUGUUCUAUUGAGACGACCGGAAAAAGUCUGAACCCAAGACAUAGUUAGGCUAGAUGAACCUUGUCCAGCAUCAUUGUCUGAACCAACCCAGACGAAUCCUCUAUUUUAGGCAGGCGGUGAUCAUAGGAGAGGACAAUCCGAGCCAGCGUGAAACAACAACAACAAAAGGAACUUAUCGCCAGAUCUGUUUGUCUGGUUUGUUCUCAUUAUUUGUCCCCCGCAACCAUCCUUUAUCACCACCAACCCCCCGGUCUCUUUCAGAUCGCAGUGCAUGCCAGACCUCACGAUCAUGACUAUAUAAAGAUCACGACGUCUACGCAUUGUCCUUGGCUGUCUCACUCAAACUCACCUUACCCGGAUCGUAUUCACGCACCGCCUCGACCCCAACAACUCCGUCAACAGCCGGACAACCAGAGCAGAACAGGCAAAAGCAAAAGCAGAAGCAGAAGCGCAAGGAUGGAAUACCUUCCAGACUCAAUCACGCAACACCUAACCACCACCUCCUUCUCGGCCCUCACCACCCACCUCAACACAUCCUACCUGACCCCGGCGCUCGCGCAUGUCCGCUCCGCCUACAUCGACCCCUACCUCGUGCGCCCGGCCGCCAGCUACCUCGCUUCUUCGGGCGGCGCCAUGCCCGACCUCAUCUCCGUCGCCCUCCUUCUGGUAAUCCUGUUCCUUUCGCUCAAGGUGCUCGACUACGCACGCCGCGUCGUCAUGUUCUGGGUCGGCCUCGCGUGGUGGCUGCUCUGGUGGGCCACCGUCAUCGGCGUCGGCGUCUGGCUGUAUACCAGCGGCGUCGAGCAUGCGGCUCGCGAUGUCGGGUGGUUGGUUGGCCUUGCGCGGGGAUUUCUGGGUAGGGUGUUUGAGGAUAUGGAGCGUGCGGGACGGCAGCAGCAGCAGCAGCAACAGGGGGGACGGGUUUUUGGGGGGAAUAAUGCUGGAUUUGGCGCGGGUGCUAGGGGUCAGCAGGUUCCUCUGGGGAGGUAUUGACCCUCCCGAGAAUCCCGCUCUCUGUUCUGUUGGUGCCCUUGGUAUGUUGGUAAAGUUGGGCGUUGGCCGUGAAGUGAAGUCAAGUGAGCCAGCCAGUGUAUGCUGUGGUUAUUUAUAGUAUACUAUGUGCGUGUGGCUUGCGCUUCGUGCUGGAUUUUGCCUUGCUUAGGAUAGAUUUCUUUGAAUCAUUAUUUU
This is a messenger RNA of Aspergillus uvarum CBS 121591, 1204 nucleotides long. RefSeq names its product Apq12 family protein. The transcript has 2 exons. The record is from RefSeq and is a predicted model, not a curated record. NCBI's taxonomy places the organism in Eukaryota, Fungi, Ascomycota, Eurotiomycetes, Eurotiales, Aspergillaceae. The coding region runs from base 473 to 1009 and encodes 178 amino acids.